AUGCUCAGCAAAUCUUGUGCCGUCAUUAUCAACGAUAAUCACACGGAUAUCGUCGUCAACGUCUACAGCAAUCGAGUCUUCCUGGUUCUGAGUCAGUACAAGAAGCUCGGAUCGCUGGUGACCGUCGCCAAGGAGUCCGUUCUUCGCGAAUUCAACAGCGAUGUUUACAGCACCAAAGUGAUUUUCGGGAAAGAUGAACCGGAAAUUCACGCGGCCUCGAGGUACAUCGCCGGAGAAUUAAAUUUCGACAAGCCGCUGCUCGUCUCCAUUUGCUUGAAGGACUUCCAAGUCGAGACUCUUCGCGCAGUUGUCAAGGCUGUUAAGAAAAUCAAGCCCUCGUAA
This is a messenger RNA of Nasonia vitripennis (jewel wasp), 342 nucleotides long. Its product is annotated as proteasome assembly chaperone 3-like. The record is from RefSeq and is a predicted model, not a curated record. Gene Ontology annotation, biological process: proteasome assembly. Lineage: Eukaryota; Metazoa; Arthropoda; Insecta; Hymenoptera; Pteromalidae. The transcript has 3 exons. The coding region runs from base 1 to 342 and encodes 113 amino acids.